Messenger RNA from Effrenium voratum, 408 nucleotides. Lineage: Eukaryota; Dinophyceae; Suessiales; Symbiodiniaceae. The record is from the annotation of a GenBank genome assembly.
AUGGCCAAGUCCAGCCUGCUUCCUGCGAUUCUUGCAGCAUUUGCCCUGGGCUCCCUGUCAUUUGUGGGCUAUCAGCCGGCAGCCCGCACUGCGGACAACCGCGUGGCCAUGAGGGGAGCUGCAGUCGAGUGGGACCCAAAGCUGAGCCGAGAUGUGGUGGAGGUCAUGUUCACGGCUCCGGCGCAAGGUGCGCGUGCGCGCAUGCUGGUGCGGUCUGACGCUGACGUCAUGGAGGUGCUGAAGGAUGGACGAAAGAAGUUGGGGUUCGACCAGGAGUGGAUGCCAGACACCGACUUCAAGCUCUACAAUGCUGAGGAUGAGGACGCCGGACCUAUGAAGGGCAAGAUGAAGGACAACGGUCUCAUCGACUUCUCCUUCGAGAUCCACAUGUACUACGAGCCCCAGUAA